This is a messenger RNA of Saccharomyces cerevisiae S288C, 177 nucleotides long. RefSeq lists its product as uncharacterized. The record is from RefSeq and is marked reviewed. Gene Ontology annotation, cellular component: membrane. Lineage: Eukaryota; Fungi; Ascomycota; Saccharomycetes; Saccharomycetales; Saccharomycetaceae. The transcript has a single exon. The coding region runs from base 1 to 177 and encodes 58 amino acids.
AUGGAAUCUAUAUUUCUACAUGCUAAUAUUACGAUCAUUCCUCAUUCAGUUUUAUAUGUUUCAUUAUCCUAUUACAUUAUCAAUCCUUGCGUUUCAGUUUCCACUAAUUUAGAUGACUAUUUCUCAUCAUUUGUGUCAUCUUCUAACACCGUAUAUGAUAAUAUACUAGUAACAUAA